Molecule: messenger RNA, 2940 nt
Organism: Gasterosteus aculeatus aculeatus (three-spined stickleback)
Lineage: Eukaryota; Metazoa; Chordata; Actinopteri; Perciformes; Gasterosteidae
Source: RefSeq, a predicted model, not a curated record
UGCGUGUGUGUGCGUGCGUGCGCGUGCGACUUCCUGCCCCGGAUGGACGAGCCCCGCGGAGAGGAACGCAGACGCAGCAGAGCGCACGUCGAGCGGCUGCAGCCGUCACAUCGGGGUCACAGACGGAGCUCCACGCACGCCAGACUCGUCCCAUGCUGCCGCGGGACCGUCCUCCAUGUUCGCAGCGACUCCCUCCGGUCCCACCGGCCCCUCGGCUCUGGUCCAGUUCCAGCUGGGCCUCUUCAGGGAGGUGGUCCGGGUCCCCGCCGGCAACCGGACCUACCGCCAUGCCAAGAGGCUGGCCGCCGAGAUCAUAGAGCGCAAGGCUCCAGACUGCAGCGUGGUCGGCGUCGGGGAGAAAACCCUCCUGUUCAGACACCAACCCUCCUCGGAGCAGCGGCUGCUUCGCCUGACGGAGGAGGACGAGCUGCAGGAUGGAGACUUCAUCGAGGUCAUCAUCGCAGGAUCGGCGUCGGUGACCGAGAUGAGGAUCCGCCCGCACGCCCUGGUGGUCCACUCGUACCGGACCCCCACCUUCUGCCACCACUGUGGAGAGAUGCUGUGGGGCCUCGUCCGGCAGGGGUUAAAGUGCGACGGCUGCGGGUUGGACUCCCACAAACGCUGCGCUUUCAUGUUGAGCAACGACUGCAGCCGCGCGCGGCGUCAGGUCAGCACCAGCCUCUCCCUGUUCCCGCCCCCCCGCCCGCGGACGCACUCCCUGUCCAAUCAGGCGGGCGGCACCCUGGAAGAGAUCAGCAUGUCCAAGGCCUCCAGGCCCGUGUCCUGGGUCGAGCCCCCCGUCUGGCUGGGGAUCGGCUACGGGGACAUGGCCGGGGCUCAGGUCCCUCACCCCUUCCACAUCCACAGCUACACCAAACCCACCGUGUGCCAGCACUGCCCCCGGCUGCUCAAAGGCCUCUUCAGACAGGGGCUGCAGUGCUCAGGUAGAGAGGGGGGGGGGGGGGGGAUGGGAUUAUUAGCUGUCAGACGUCAGCAUGUUGAGCCCGUGGCUUUCCCAGAAUGCACAGCGGCGGGCCCCGGCCGCCCGGCGGACCCGGAGGACAACGACUCGGAGCUCACCAGCACGACGACACUAGAAGUCUCCGACGACGAGAUGUCCACGGACGGAGACCGGGCGCCCGAGACGAAGGACGAGGAGGAGGAGGAGCAGCGGGAGCCGAUGAGUCCGUGCUUCAGCAGCAACAUCCCCCUGAUGAGGCUCGUCCAGUCGGUGCAUCACUCCAAGAAGAGAGCGGGAGGAGUCCUGAGGGAAGGAUGGCUGCUGCAUCACACCGACACGGACACGCUGAGGAAACGUCAUUACUGGAUCCUGGACUGGAAGAGCGUCACCUUGUACCAGAACGAGAGCAGCACCAAGUACUACAAGGAGAUCUCGCUGUCCGAGGUGCUGGAGGUCCGAGGCCCCGCCCAGCUCGCCGUGCCCUCGUUGCCGGGCAACAGGGCGCACACCCUGGAGGUGGUCACGGCCUCGCUGGUGUACUGCGUGCUGGCCGGAAGCGGCAGCGCGGCCUGGGAGCGCGCCGUGCGCCAGGCCCUGAUGCCCAUGGCGAGCGGCGGCGGGGGAGGCGACGAGAGCGCGGAUAAAGAUUUAUGCAGCGGCGGCGUGGACAUCAGCUCGGUGUAUCAGAUCUCCACAGACGAGGUUCUGGGCUCCGGACAGUUCGGAGUCGUGUACAAAGGCACGCACAGGAAGUCGGGUCGGCCGGUCGCCAUCAAAGUCAUCGACAAGACGCGUUUCCCCACCAAACAAGAGCGACAGCUGAGGAACGAGGUGGCCUUCUUGCAGAACCUGUCCCACCUCGGCGUGGUGCUGCUGGAGGGGAUGUUCGAGUCGGUGGAGUACGUCUUCGUGGUCAUGGAGAAGCUCCACGGAGACAUGCUGGAGAUGAUUCUGUCCAGCGAGCACGGCCGACUCCCUGAACGCACCACGCGCUUCCUGGUGGCGCAGAUCCUGGAGGCUCUGCGCUACCUGCACCUCAAACACGUCGCCCACUGCGACCUGAAACCCGAGAACGUGCUGUUGGCCUCCGCCGACCCUCUUCCUCAGGUGAAGCUGUGCGACUUCGGCUUCGCCCGCAUCAUCGGCGAGAAGUCCUUCCGCCGCUCGGUGGUGGGCACGCCGGCCUACCUGGCGCCCGAGGUGAUCAGCAACAACGGCUACAACCGCUCGCUGGACAUGUGGUCGGUGGGCGUCGUCAUGUACGUGAGCCUGAGCGGCACGUUCCCCUUCAACGAGGACGAGGACAUCCGGCAGCAGAUCACCAACGCCGCCUUCAUGUACCCGCGGCAGCCGUGGGCCUCCAUCUCUCUGGAGGCCGUGAGUCUCAUCAACACCUUGCUGCAGGUGUCGGUCCGACAGUUCAGCGUGGGGAAGACACUGGGACACUCGUGGCUGCAGGACUUCCAGCUGUGGUGUGACCUCAGGGAGUUCGAGCAGCGGAAGGGCCGCAGGUUCCUGACGCACCGCGGCGACGAGGAGCGCUGGCUUCGCCACGCCCAGCAGAGAGGCCUGCACUUCCCCUCCCACCUCUGCUGGGACCCCGACAACCCCGACGACCCAGACGAGUGACCUCGGCACGUGGGGGAGGAGGGGGGGGAGGGGGGGGUCAGAGGUCAGGCAGCUACUCACAUGGUCUUUCUGUGGUCGUUGAAACGACGUGAAACACGAGGUGCUUUUUGGAAAAGAAAACACGACUCCUGUUUAGUAACAUACUUUUUCUUUUUUAUUCCAAGUUGAGGUUUUUUUUUUUUUUUAAAUAGGAACUGUGUGAAAGUGAAAUUCUUUUAUUUGUGGCGUCUGUGAUGACGGACAGAAUGAGUGAAAAUGGAGCACAUGAAAUUAAAAUGUUGACUCGUGGUCGACCUCACUGUGGGACCAAACCCCCCCCGUCUGCGGUCAAACGUACACUGUUGACUCUU